AGAUAUUUGAUUAUCUGUUCUAUCGGCCAAUUGGACAAUCGUUAGGUGCCAAUUUUUAGUGCAAUUCUUGUUUUAUUAAAUGCUAUAUUGAUAAUUAUUGUCUUAAAAAUGUAAAAAUCUAUAAAACCCAUUUAAAAGUUUACAAAAUGGGAACCAACGGUAAUGGACGUCGCGGAGGCGCUAAACAACUGGAUGUUCGCCGGCCCAUGGAAGAAGGGGAGUGUAUGAGCCUGAACGACGAGAGCCCUGAAUUGGAUUUUGUGUAUGAUGAUUGCGAUUCACAAGCAAAUGAAAUUGCUGAACUUUACAGUUACACCGAACAUCCCGAGUUUCAAUUUAAUGUGAAAGCAUUUGAGGAUAUAAUGGAAGAAUUCAAUUUUCCUCCAAGUUGGCAAAGAUUAACAAAUCAACAACAGCGCUCGGUUGUUAUGAAGUUGCUAGAUCACCUGGAUGUUGCAGUGACUGAGAUCCGAAUGCGGGCAAUGCGAUGCAUAUUGUAUUUGGCUCAAGGUUGCUGGGCCGAAAUGCAGUCUGAUACGGAACAAGCUCAUUGGGCUCGUAUAAAUAUAAUGACUUUGUAUGAAAUGGGAACAUUUUCUGCAUUCGUAGAACUUUUAAAUUUAGAAAUUGUUAGAAGUAAUGCUGCUGUAGCAUCUAGAAAGCUUGCAGAAUCUUUAGCAGAUUCAACUAACUUGAGAGUAAUUUUAUCUGUUCUGUACCUCAUAACGGAACAUAUGAGAACUGAAAAAGAUAAUCCUAACUCAGAGUAUAUUCAUUUGUUUAAAACAUUUAAGGAAGAAAUAGGAACACCCUUUGGAGAAGAAUUGCUGCCAGUUAAACUUUUAGGCAUGGUUACUCAAUUAUGUGUAGGAACUACUCCUCAUUUUCCUAUGAAAAAAGUAUUACUGUUAUUGUGGAAAAUUUUACUGGUUUACCUUGGGGGUUCUAAAGAAAUAAAGGAGAGAAAAGCCAAAUUACGCGAGAAAUAUGGUUUGCCCCCCGUAACUGAAGAUACUCUUGAAGUCAUAAAGGGAAUGCGUUCCAGUUCUCCUCCUCCUAGUGCAGCAGAUAUGAUUGAAAACCAAAAUCCGGGUCAGAGAAAACUAAAAGAAAAUGAAAGAGCACUUCGAAGGCAAACAUUUAUAAAACAAACAUCUCUUGAUGAAUCUGAUGAGCAAAUUUUUACCGACAAAGAGGAAACUGGCAAUGGCUCUGAAGAUUAUUCGAUGGAAUUUCAGUCAAUGUCCAAUGAAGGUAUGCAGAAUAUGAAUCAAAAUUGCCCAGAUUACAUGUACAUUAAACGGUUUGAUAGUCCUCCACCACCUCCUCCCUUGCCUAGAUGCUUGCCAUGGAGGUCUAAAGUUCGUCAAAAAGAUAUUGACAUGUUCUUAGAUAAUGUAAGAAUAAAAUUUGUUGGUUACUCACUACCUGGUGACAGACAGACAAUAGCUGGCUUACCACAACCUAUUCAUGAAGGUAUUGAGAUAUUAAAGAAACACAUGUACACCAGUCUUGCUGAAGUUCAAGCAGAAAGAGAAAUUGAAAUAGCUCGAAGCCCUCUUACUAGAGGUGAAAAAGAAGUAGAAGAAACUGAGGCAGAAGUUUUGUACAGAGCCAUGCUGUCAAAUCUUCCACAGUAUAUGAUUGCACUAUUGAAGAUAUUAUUAGCUGCAACACCCACCUCUACGGCAAAAACAUAUUCCAUGAACAUAAUGGCUGAUGUUUUGCCUGAAGAAAUGCCCAUGACAGUGCUGCAGUCAUUAAAACUUGGUAUUGAUGUAAACAGACACAAAGAAAUCAUAGUCAAAGCUGUAACAGCUAUAUUGCUACUGCUUUUGAAACAUUUUAAAUUAAAUCAUGUGUACCAGUUUGAAUUUAUGUCACAGCAUUUGGUAUUUGCUAAUUGUAUGCCUUUAGUAGUGAAAUUUUUUAAUCAAAAUAUUCUCUCUUACAUAGGAGCAAAGAAUACAAUACCAAUAUUCGACUUUCCUGCCUGUGUUAUAGGCGAACAACCUGAACUUACCAAAGAAUGUUUGGAAAUAGGUGACUCUCCAGUUCCAUAUUCUUGGAGGAAUGUUUUCUCAUGUAUAAAUCUUUUGAGAAUAUUAAAUAAAUUAACAAAGUGGAAAAAUGCUAGAAUUAUGAUGUUGGUUGUAGUUAAAAGUUCUCCAAUACUGAAACGUACAUUGAAGGUGAGACACGCUUUGAUGCAGUUCUAUGUACUGAAGCUGCUAAAAAUGCAAACUAAGUACUUAGGUCGCCAGUGGAGGAAAACUAACAUGAAAACAAUAAGUGCAAUAUACUCAAAAGUAAGACAUAGGCUCAAUGAUGACUGGGCUUUUGGGAAUGAAAUUGAUGCACGACCUUGGGAUUUUCAAGACGAAGAAUGUGCUCUUAAGGUCAGCGUAGAUCGGUUCAAUCAAAGAAGAUAUGGUACUGAUUACCUAGAGAGUGAAUUAUCACCAGUCGACACAGACAUUAACAGUGUUCUAGAUGUGAAUGUUGAGCUUGAUGAGGAAUUUAAAAGUAAUUAUGAGCUAUGGCUUGAUCAAGAGGUAUAUAAUAAUGAAAUCAACUGGGAUGUUUUGUUAUCUGCAUGAAAAAAUAUUUGUAGUUUUUCUUUUAUAUUAUUUUAAUCAAGUUUUAAACUAGAUUUUCUGUAUCAAAACUAUUAAAUAAAUUUAUUAUACAUGUAACUUCAGUGUUUAUGAACAAUGUACAGUUUUAUUUGCAUGAUAUUAGAUUUCCUGUGUUUUUAUGAAUUAAAUUAGAAGAUAUUUUAGUCUAUUAUCUUCAUUAUUGCAAACAAAGUUAGCAAUGAAAGCAUUAUAGCUGAUAAGCUUUUUUGAAAUCUCAAACUAUAUAUUUUUUCUGUAAAUGAUUAUUUAUUUGUCAUAAUUUGUCUUCAUUACAAAAAAUCUUUUAAUAUAAUAAGCUCAUAUUUAUUAUUUUAAUUUUGCACAAGCUUUGAAAAUGACAUAUUUUGAACACUACAGAAAUGAGUCCUUACAUGUACCCUCAGCAUGCCUGAAAUGAUGUGAAUGCAUGAAUGAAAUAUAUUUCUCAACAAAAAGAUGAUAUGAUUAUUAUUAAAAUUUAUCUGUCUGAAAUAAAAGGGCGAGCUUUAUUCAGACAAAUAAAAAUACUCCUAAUAGUCAGAUUACAUCAUAUUAAUAAAAAUUGAAACAUUCAAAUAUGCAAAAAAAUUGUAGGCUAUAGAUUUAUUUCAUAGAAUUUGUAAAAAGUAUGAUAAAACUUUUCUGUAUAAAUUUAAUAAAAAUAUUGUUUUUUAUAUAAUCAAUAUUAUGUUCUGAGAUACAAGUAGGUAUUUACUCAUAUUACAGAUUUGAAUUAUAUUUUAUAAAAAUAACCAUUUAAAUAAAGUAAUUUUUAAUAUGAUUACAUCAAGUAUUUGACUACAUUUAUUAUUUUAGAGAAACAUAUUAUAGAAUAGAUGUGUUUUGAUUUCACUAUAUACUACAAUUGAAAUUUAGGUUUGUUUGCAAAAAGUAAUGAAAUCAAUUAUUCAGAACAGAUGAAAAACAUGAAUUGUAAAAUAAAUGUUUUUUUUUUCAUUGUAUAUUAUGUCUAAUAGGUAAAGCUACUUUGUAGUGUAUUAUAAUAAUUUGUCUACGAAAUAAACUAUCUAAGAUUUGUAAUGUUUUGGUAAAUAGCAUAUACUUAUAUAUAAUUCAAAUUAUAUAACUUAGGUAAACAAUAAAUGUUCUGGUUCUUAACUCCUGUUAAUUUAGGACGGGGUACUUUUUGUAUUAUUUCACGAAAGUGUAAAUUAAAUAAAUGUGUAUGUUAUUUAUAG
This is a messenger RNA of Vanessa tameamea, 3817 nucleotides long. RefSeq names its product striatin-interacting protein 1 (gene Strip). Gene Ontology annotation, cellular component: cytosol. The coding region runs from base 147 to 2600 and encodes 817 amino acids. Gene Ontology annotation, biological process: cytoskeleton organization. NCBI's taxonomy places the organism in Eukaryota, Metazoa, Arthropoda, Insecta, Lepidoptera, Nymphalidae. The record is from RefSeq and is a predicted model, not a curated record. The transcript has a single exon.